Molecule: messenger RNA, 818 nt
Organism: Vespa mandarinia (Asian giant hornet)
Lineage: Eukaryota; Metazoa; Arthropoda; Insecta; Hymenoptera; Vespidae
Gene: Ntf-2
Product: nuclear transport factor-2
Biological process (GO): nucleocytoplasmic transport
Source: RefSeq, a predicted model, not a curated record
CGAUCUUUUAACACUCGAAUUCCAUCUUCCUUGCUUCCUGCUCGCUUAUAACUGGCAUGAGGGAUGUCCGAAAAUUUAACGUUAUCAUUAGUAUAACAUUUUUAAAAGAUACUAUACACGCUGUGCGAUUGAACUAACAAACGGUUUACUUUGCUAAUAUUUUCUAGUGGUCUUACAAAGACAAUUGAUUUAUCGUAAUGGAGUUGAACCCGUCUUACGAAGCAAUCGGAAAAGGAUUUGUACAGCAGUACUAUGCGCUGUUCGAUGAUCCAGCUCAAAGACCAAAUUUGAUAAACAUGUAUAAUACCGAGACGUCUUUCAUGACAUUUGAAGGUUUCCAAAUUCAAGGUGCCAUUAAAAUUAUGGAGAAAUUGACUAGUCUGACAUUUCAAAAAAUCAAUCGGAUAAUAACAGCGAUUGAUUCGCAGCCUAUGUUUGAUGGUGGUGUACUCAUAAAUGUUUUGGGGAGGCUGCAGGCCGAUGAAGAUCCACCACAUCCCUUUUCACAAAUUUUUGUGCUGAAACCACUGGGAAAUUCUUUCUUUUGUCAGCACGAUAUUUUCCGCCUUGGCAUUCACGAUAGUCCAUGAAGAAAAUGUCUGUUGGCAUUUUAGAACUAUCUACAGACAAUUCAUUGAACCAUGGACUAUUCACAUGUUGAAAUAAGUGAGCUAGGUUCUUUUCAUAUUAAUCUUUUUUGUCAUUGCAUAUUAUUCUACUUUAUCUAAAUAUCCCAGUUUUUAUAUGAAAAUUAUCUGCUUACAUCCUGGCCAUAAGAAAAAAAAAACGACGUUUAAGAAUAAAUACAGUUUAAUAAU